AUGAUCACUACAGUACUCCGCAGAUCUUGUCUCGAUGCGUCGAGGCGGACUCUCUCCGCAUCGGUGACCUCCAUUAAUGCGGCUCUAUUUCACCACCUUACUCCAGCCGCCGCGAGAGUCUCCGAUGUAGCCAGAAUUGGACCUACCGAUGUCAAGCCUCCGAAUCCGGAUCCGUUUAGUGUUAAAGCUAGGGAAUUUCAUUUUCAAUCUGGACCGUCGGAGUUUAGAGCGUCGAUGGUUUCUACUGCUGGGUUUGCGAUAUCUGAGAGGAAAGACAGAGUGAUUGGAGAUUCGGAGAGUAUUGGUAGUAGCAGUAGUGGUGGUGAUGGGCUUGCGAUAUCUGAGCUUGGAAUAUCUCCUGAGAUUGUUAAAGCUUUGAGUAGUAAGGGUAUCGAAAAACUCUUUCCUAUUCAGAAAGCUGUGCUAGAGCCAGCUAUGCAAGGUCGGGAUAUGAUCGGUCGUGCUAGGACUGGAACUGGAAAGACACUUGCUUUUGGGAUUCCCAUCAUUGACAAAAUCAUCAAAUUCAACGCUAAACAUGGACGUGGGAGGAAUCCUCUUUGUUUGGUUUUGGCUCCGACAAGGGAGCUUGCUCGACAGGUUGAGAAGGAGUUUCGAGAGUCUGCUCCAAGCUUGGAUACUAUAUGUGUGUAUGGAGGUACACCGAUUGCACAGCAAAUGAGGCAGCUUGACUAUGGUGUUGAUGUGGCGGUUGGAACUCCGGGUCGUAUCAUUGAUCUGAUUAAGCGAGGAGCUCUGAAUCUAUCAGAGGUUCAGUUUGUGGUUCUGGAUGAAGCUGAUCAGAUGCUUCAAGUUGGAUUUGCCGAGGAUGUCGAGAUAAUAUUGGAAAGGUUGCCUGAGAAACGCCAGAGCAUGAUGUUUUCUGCAACUAUGCCGAGUUGGAUCAGAUCUCUCACCAAGAAGUACCUGAAUGAUCCUGUGACAAUUGAUCUUGUUGGAGACUCUGAUCAGAAACUCGCAGAUGGAAUUAUGACGUAUUCAAUCAUAGCAGAUUCAUAUGGAAGAGCGAGCAUUAUUGGUCCUCUUGUAACGGAGCAUGCUAAAGGAGGAAAAUGUAUCGUUUUUACCCAAACAAAGCGGGAUGCUGAUCGCCUUGCAUAUGGAUUGACGAAAAGCUUCAAAUGUGAAGCGUUGCACGGUGACAUAUCCCAGAGUCAGAGAGAAAGAACACUUGCUGGUUUCAGGGAUGGGAAUUUCAAUAUUCUUGUUGCAACUGAUGUUGCUGCCCGUGGACUCGAUGUACCUAAUGUCGAUUUGAUAAUUCAUUACGAGCUUCCUAAUAACACGGAGACGUUUGUUCACCGAACGGGACGAACAGGUCGUGCUGGAAAGAAAGGAAGUGCGAUCCUCAUCUACAGUCAAGAGCAAUCCAGGGCUGUAAAAAUGAUUGAGAGAGAAGUCGGGAGUCGAUUCAUUGAGCUUCCUAGCAUUGCUGUGGAACACGGAAGUGGAAUCAUGUUCGAUGGAAUGGGUGCUCGAUCUGGCGGGUCCUAUGGAGGAGGCGGAUCAAGCAACCGUUAUUCUGGUGGUUCGGACCGUUCUGGUUUUGGUAGCUUCGGUUCAGACCGCUCUUCUGGUUACGGGGGCUUUGGUUCAGGCGGUUCAGACCGUUCUUCAGGAGGUUUUGGGGGAUUUGGUUCAGAUCGUUCUUCUCAGUCUAGUGGAAGGGGCAGCUUUGGUGGUCGUUCAGGUGAUUAUGGUAGCAGCAGUGGCCGGUCAGGCGGAUCAUCAAGCAACCGUUAUUCUGGUGGGUCAGACCGUUCCUCUAGUUUCGGGGACUUUGGUUCCGGUCGUUCUUCUCAGUCAAGUGGAAGGAGUGGUUUUGGUGGGUUUGGCUCAAACGAUGAUAAGAAAUCGUACUGA
Arabis nemorensis is the source of this 1884-nucleotide messenger RNA. The record is from the annotation of a GenBank genome assembly. NCBI's taxonomy places the organism in Eukaryota, Viridiplantae, Streptophyta, Magnoliopsida, Brassicales, Brassicaceae.